This is a messenger RNA of Prosopis cineraria, 877 nucleotides long. RefSeq names its product mediator of RNA polymerase II transcription subunit 15a-like. Gene Ontology annotation, biological process: regulation of DNA-templated transcription. The record is from RefSeq and is a predicted model, not a curated record. The transcript has 5 exons. Lineage: Eukaryota; Viridiplantae; Streptophyta; Magnoliopsida; Fabales; Fabaceae. Gene Ontology annotation, molecular function: transcription coregulator activity. The coding region runs from base 181 to 522 and encodes 113 amino acids.
CUUUAGUGACGACCACGGCAGUUAGUAGUACAGACCACAUUUUCCUUUCUCUACACUCAUCAUCAACUCACUCCUCGCCUCGCAGCGCCGGCGUCGUCAUCUUCGGAGAAGGCACCGGUCGUAGACUUCCAGUGCGGUUAUUGGGGACCUCCGUAAGGUGCAGAAGUGCUAUGGAUACACAUGAUUGGAGGGCUCAAUUACUGCCUCAUAUUCGCCAAAGCAAAGUCGAUGAAAUUUAGAUUGGAAACAUUGAGAAGACAUCUUCCUGUUUCUGGCCAAGAUGGAUUAGAUGAACUUCGUAAAAUUGCUGCAAGAUUUGAGGAGAAGAUUUACGAUGCAGCAACGAGCCAGCCUGAUUAUCUUCGGAAAAUAUCCUUGAAGAUGCUGACAAUGGAAGCUAAAGGCCAGAACACCAUAGCAAACCCAAACCCUAUGCCAUCAAACUUUGGUGACAACAGGGAUGGUCCUUCAGAUACAGGUUCUGCUUGGGAGGUUCAAGUGCCGGAAAGGGAGGUGAUAUGAUCAGAAGGAGAAAGAGAAAUGCUUGAGUAAGACAAUAUGUAAUAAAAAGGAAGCAAUCACAGUGACUAAUUGACUUUGUCAUCUAUUGAUAGCUCUUUUGUUAUGAUACUCAUUUCCUCAAACCAUUGCAAAUGAUGAGGACUAAAUGUUUGUGAUGACAAUAUUUUAUUUGAAUUCAAGUGUUUUCUGUAUCUGUAGUGUAUGGUUAUGCAAUAUUGUCUUAUAAGGCCUCUGGCGUAACUUGAAGGAAUGUGCUCGAAGAAGAUUUGGAGUGACUUCUCUGGACCCAGAAAGAAAGAUUUUUUUUUUUUUAAUUCCAGAAAGAAUUUUGUUGUGCUGAUGUUUUCCUUCUCAA